This is a messenger RNA of Arctia plantaginis, 1008 nucleotides long. The record is from the annotation of a GenBank genome assembly. NCBI's taxonomy places the organism in Eukaryota, Metazoa, Arthropoda, Insecta, Lepidoptera, Erebidae.
AUGUGUGAUAGUAACAGUCCUUCGACUCAAAGUAUAGCGGACUACUUAGCUCAGUUGCUCAAAGACAGGAAGCAACUGGCUGCGUUCCCGAAUGUUUUCAUGCACAUGGAGCGACUUCUGGAUGAAGAAAUAGCAAAAGUACGAGCAAGUUUAUUCCAAAUAAAUGGAGUUAAGAAAGAGCCACUCGUGCUACCAGAGCCAGAAGGCAUGGUCACCACAUUAACAGAAAAAGUUUACGUGCCAGUAAAAGAACAUCCAGAUUUCAACUUUGUUGGAAGGAUUCUGGGCCCUAGGGGUAUGACAGCAAAACAGCUAGAACAAGAAACAGGCUGCAAAAUCAUGGUCAGAGGAAAAGGGUCAAUGAGGGAUAAGAAAAAGGUAAAUUAUAAUGAGGACGCAAACAGAGGAAAGCCAAAUUGGGAACACUUGGCUGAUGAUCUUCACGUCUUAUUGACAGUCGAAGACACCGAGAACAGGGCUAAGAUCAAGCUGGCCAGGGCUGUUGAUGAAGUUAAACGUCUGCUUAUACCUCAAGCCGAUGGUGAAGAUGAACUGAAGAAGCGCCAGCUCAUGGAGUUGGCUAUCAUAAACGGCACAUACCGUGACUCUAGUACCAAGGCGGUUAUGCCCGUCAACGGUCAGUGCCUCAUAACGGACGAGGAGUGGCGGCGCGUGGCGGCGGCUGCGGCCGAGACGCAGCGCUUGCUGGCGCCGGGCGGCGUGGGAGGCGUGGCACUGCGCACGUCGGCGCCGCUGGGCGCGCCGCUGAUCCUGUCGCCGCGCAUGUCGGGGGGCCCCGGCGGGGGCGCGGGGCUGCUCAACGGCUCGGGCGCGCAGGCCGCGGCCGGCCUGCUGUCCCCCGGCGAGCCGCAGCACCAGCUCAUCUACGCCUCGCCCUACGACUACGCCAACUACGCGGCGCUCACCGCCGCCGCCAACCCUCUGCUCACCACCGAGUACGCGGCCGCCGACCAUACUGCGUCGAGAUAUCUGCUAGCUGGCUUUUGA